GACGGAUUAAUACGUACAGUACAAAACUAAAUAAUAUUUUUCGUUCGUUUUGUUUUUUGAACUUUGAUUGUUCAAAAGCUGUAGGUUAACUAAGUACUUUUAAAUGGUGCAAUGCAGUGAUCCCUUAAUUAUGCAUGAUGCAGCAGCAAAAUUUAAUAAGUUUUAAGUUUUAAGGUAUGCCUUUUAACAAACCGAGUGAUCCUGUGUGAUUAUUGUACCAGUCGGCUCGUCGGGCGACAGCAAGCAACGAAGGAAGCUUGUAUCAACUGCCAGUAGAAGUAUUAUGGACUAAUCUGGAGCAUGUGUAGAGGGGCAUGAUGAAUGUACGAGUAUUCACGCAGUGCACUGUGACUGCUUUCCAGCCUGUUGUUUGCAUCCGAGUAGCCGCUAUCAAUCUGCUUUCCCGCUAAGGAAUACCAUAUAGAAGACAGCAGCCGAUAUUGGGCACGAUGGUAACUUAUGUGCCACAACCGUUUGUUCGUCCUGCGGAUGCUCCCAUCUAUUAUCCAACUGAAGAGGAAUUUCGAUCUCCAUUGCUGUACAUUCAGACCAUCAAAGAAGAAGCUGAAAAAUUUGGAUUAUGCAAGAUUGUUCCCCCUAAAAGCUUUCGCCCGCCCUUUGCGGUGGCGAAAGACACAUUUAAGUUCAAAGCUCGCUAUCAGCGGCUUUCCGAUCUUGAUGCAUUCAGUCGUUCUCGACACAGUUUUGCAUGCAUGCUGCGACGUUUCUGGACAGAUCAGGGUUGGCCAGCUGAACUUGUUCCUCAGAAAAUUGGAAAUCAGGUGAUUGAUUGGUGCGAUCUGUACAUCGCGGUACUGCGGUUGGGUGGAUUCCGAGCUGUGUCCGCAUCGGCGGAUGGUUGGGCACAUGUGGCAAGUGUUUUGAGGAUUGAUUACGCAGGGCAACCCAGUGCCAUAAAAGAUCUCAAGGCUUUAUAUGAAAAGAAUUUGCUCCCAUAUGACGAAUUCAGAACCCAAGUGGAACUGUAUUUAGGGAAAGACCAUCUUGCCGAGUCUCUGAGAAAGAAUCCACCAGUAAACAAGAGCGCGGGUUGCCGUCGACUUGAGAAAAAGUCUGACAAAGUGGAGGAAUCGACUAAAACAGAUGAAACGAAGAUACCAAGCUCCGAAAUUAGCUCCUGUGCAGCGGCACAAGAGACUGCAGAUCCUGGCGCGGAAAACUCUUCUAGACCAGAUGAAAAUGGAGACGGACCGGACUGCAAAAAAGAGGAAAAAAGAGUUCGAGCGCGACGCUCCACUUCGCAAGUUUGUUACUCGGAAAUGGUGUGCGAAGUCUGCAAACAGACUGACGACUAUGACAACCUGAAGUUUUGCGAAAAAUGUGAAACAACAUACCAUCUGAAAUGCAUCCCCGCAGCUAUUCGGAAGGAUAAGGCGAAGUUGUGGUUGUGCCCGCGCUGCAUGAAAGAGACGUACGAUGGUUUGCGAUCGUGCCAUACAUACGGUUUUGAAACAUCCAACACUUUGUACACCCUGGAUGAAUUUCAAAAGAAGGCUGACAAUUUCAAGAAGAGCCAUUUCGGAUCCACGACUGUCGGGCUACAGGAAGUCGAAAAAGAAUUCUGGCGACUUCUGGGAGAUCCAAAUGGCGAAACCGUGGUGGAGUAUGGUGCCGAUUUGCAUCGUGGCGAACUGGGCAGCAGUGGCUUUCCAACAGAAAGCGACCGUCCUUACCUUCGUGAUUCCGAGAAAGAAUACAUUGAUCAUCCCUGGAAUUUGAAUAAACUUCCAGAUAAUGAAUUGUCGAUUCUUCGACACAUCACUGCUCAAAUUUCCGGUAUGAAAACUCCUUGGAUGUAUGUCGGGAUGGUGUUCAGCGCUUUUUGCUGGCACACUGAAGACCACUGGAGUGCUUCGAUAAAUUAUCUGCAUAUGGGCGAUCCGAAGACAUGGUACGGCGUGCCGGGAUCGUAUGCCGAAGAAUUCGAAAAGGCUUUCAAAAUGUUGGUUCCUGUUCUGACGGAAUCAAACCCUGAUUUGUUACAUCAGCUGGUUACGCACAUGAAUCCCACGGUCUUAAAUUGCUGUGGCGUACCGAUAUACCGAAUGGACCAACGGGCAGGAGAAUUCAUUGUAACCUUCCCCCGGGCAUACCAUGCUGGAUUUAAUCAGGGAUUUAAUUUCGCGGAAGCGGUGAACUUUUGCUUGGCUGAUUGGAUUCCGCAUGGACGCCUGAGUAUCAAUCAUUAUUCGAACUGCAAACGGGAAUUAGUCUUCAGCCACGAUGAGCUGAUAUGCGCGAUGGCUGAUCAAGCCAGCUUGCUGCACCAGACAAUCGCGAAGGCUUGCCACACAGACUUCCUGCACAUGGUCGAAGAGGAAUCCGCUAGCCGGCAGAAUUUGACCGAUAAAGGCAUUGUGUUGGAUGACGAACCAACUUUAUUUGAGUUCAUGGACGAUCAUGAAAGGUCGUGUUCAAUUUGUCACACUACACUGUUCCUGUCGGCGGUGCAGUGCGAAUGCAGCAACGAAAAGCUUGCCUGUGGGAAGCACGCGGAACAACUCUGUACAUGUGGCAUGGAGAGCAAGCGAUUGUUAUACCGGUACACAAUUGAGGAUUUAAAGAAACUUUUGGAGCGAUUGUUAAAACGAUCCGAAGAAGAGGACUCAGAAGAGUAUAAACCUCCAGUAGCGGCUAUUACUGGGAAUAAUGGGUCUAAUAAGCGUGCAGUCACUGGUGCGGAUGCGAAAGCGGGAAAGCGUCAGAAACUUUCGCAGGAUUCUCCUAUGGAUUUUUUCGGCGAUUUUGAAGGAUCGGCAAAUAACGAGUUGAAAGCUGCAAUGAAAAUGGCUGCAGAACUGGUUUCCCCUCAGACAAUAACUCGUGGCCGUGAUGCCGGUGAUAUAUCUCCCGCCGUGAAACGGUGGAAACUCGAAGACGUUGAAGGGCUGAUUAGCUCACUGCUAGCCUUUCCUGGCACCAGCAAAGAAGUGUCUCAUAUUCGGGAAUAUCUCCGUAAAUAUUAUAACGUACAAAGCGAAAUUCGUGGGAUUAUGCAAACGAAACCGGAAGAUCAAGAUUUUGACGUUGUCCGGCGGGUAUACGACCAGGCUCGAUCGACAAAUAUCGUUAUCGAGUCGUUGGAGGAUCUGCAGUUGAUUGUGCAGCAAACAGACUUUCGCGAACGAGUAGCUGCUGCUAUAACAGACCCGCGAACGACAAUUGGAACUUUGGCUGAGGUUCUACAGACCGCAGACGAAAUCUACAUUCGUAACCCUUAUAUAGAGGAUCUGGUCGCAGCUAUUACGAAGCUGAUAGAUGAAGGCCGGAACUUGGAGAUUGAUGCUGAAAACAUUGUUUCUCAUCGAAAACAAGUGACGGUAGGGGAAGCCAAAGGAUUGAUCGAUCGAGCUGAUGCGUACACUUUUGAUCUGAAACACGUGGAUCAUAUUCGGGAUGGUGUGGAAAUAGUGGAGAAGCUUGCAGACGCAUUACAACAUGCGCAGGCUUCCAAUCAACGAAUCCAUAUGCAAGAAAUCAGAAACAUUUUGGGCAGCGAUCUUGACAUAAAUUUUCACGGUGGAAAUAUCGGUGUAGCCCUGGAGCUGUACAAGAAGGGAAACGAAUUUCUGGAGAAAUUGCACAAGCUUUUCUUCGGUAACGGUGCCACAGAUACCAGCCACCAUGAAACAACCUUGCUGGAAGUACUGUGUCCCCGCCAAGUGCAUCUGGUUCGGGGUGGUGAAACAGACGAUGCCGAUACGGAUACCGAUGAACAUGACGCCAAGAACAGUGGUACAGUGGAUCCUGAAAUGGGUGAUCCCCUAGAUAUGGACUCGAAGUGCCAUCCGUUUGAUUUGGACUUAAAUGAUCAUUACGAUGUUGGAGAGGUGACGAGUUUGUUCGAACGUGCUUGUUGGGACGAACAAAUUUUUUAUGAGCGCCUGCGGGAAUCUAACUGUUUGAAGUCGGCUCUGGACAGCGACAGCCGAGAAGAAUCAGCGCAGUUGCGGAGGGAACUGCGCUGGUGUGUUUGUGGCAAUAUGCAACAGGGAACAAUGAUUCAGUGUGACAGUUGUUUUGACUGGUUUCAUGUUUCUUGCACUCGAAUGGCGGAAUUCAUUUGCGACGACGGUACUGGAGAGUUCGGUUUAGUUCAUCAGCUUGUGGAAAGUAUUCAGUUUAUGUGUGAUAUGUGCCAGCGAGGGAUUCGCCCUCAUCUGGAUCAGCUGAAGAAGCUGGUUUACGAGCACAAAGGAAUCCAGCGUUUUAUUACCAUUCCUGAAAUGGAUUUGGCAUGUUUGGUGAUUGCUCGCGCCGAACGAUGGCGUUUGUCUGCCGCAAACGUGAUCAACGAGCUCCCGUCUAUUGUUCAUCAAGUGAACACUGCCUGCGAACGCGACGAAGAGUCGCGAGUGCGCCGUCGUACUCGCGAUGCUGUGCUGGCGUUAUUGUUAGAAGGCAAUCUUCUGGAAGUGAAGGUGCCCGAGUGGUUGUUUCUUUACGAUUUCGUCCAUGAGAAUUUCCGUAAGGACCGCCAGGAAGAUGACCCACCGGGGCCGAUGAUUCUGCCAGCACGGUCAUAUGGUCGCUUUCCCAUUGCGGUUGAUAUGAUCUCUCCGCUGUUCCGGCAGUUGAGUAAAACGUACAGCAGACCAGCUGUAGUAGCACCGGACAUGAAUCAUUCUUCGGGGCAUACUAUUAUCGAAUCGGCGAUGGGUAAUGGGAAGAAUGGGAAACCGGGAGGAAGAAAGAGAAACGCUUGGUGUAAUCGGGAUGGAGGCGGUAAUCCCACACCAGGCCGAAGUCCGCGAAAACAAAAUGGGGAAGUUAAGUCAGUGAAUGCUUUUGCAUCGACGUCACCGGCGAAACUCACUCCACGAAGAAGGCGAAUGGAAAACUGCGUAGCGGAAUCUGCGACUUUGGUUGAGAGCAAUGGAGAUUUAAACAAUACGGAUACCGAUGGAGCGGAACGGUGUUACUUAUGUCAUGGUGCCUUCCCUCCUGACCAGCUGCCCUCGACAAUAUACAACAGCCGCAUCGUUGCCAUGUGCGCCAACUGCAAGAAGACCCAAUUGGAUACUACCUCAAAAGCACCUGGUGAGACUCAUGCCCCAAUUCCAACUCGGAAUAGUCCUCGCCGACAACGCUUGAAGUAGCAUGGUUGUGCUUUGCUUAUUAUCGUUUUAUCUCGUGUUUUAUAGCUUUAACCGGUUGGUUCGUGUUUAUCUCUUUUGCGUAAAAGUUUUGUUAUUUUGAAAAUCGUUUAAUCGGGUUUAAUCGAUUACGGUUGCCCAGCGAGGCUCGUAGUCGUGCUUGUAUAUCCAUUUGGUUUUCCGUUCUUUUGACGACGACCUGCAAAAGCAGUGCAGCUAUGUAUGCACUUGUGUAUUGUAUUAUGUAUUUUUAUCCUUUUGACCAUUUCCUCAAACCCGUUCUGUGUUGCGUCAUGUCCGCUUGCUACAGAUUGAUAUAUUGUGUUGUAGAUUCUUAAUAAAUAUGGAAACUCGU
This is a messenger RNA of Paramacrobiotus metropolitanus, 5472 nucleotides long. RefSeq names its product lysine-specific demethylase 5A-like. NCBI's taxonomy places the organism in Eukaryota, Metazoa, Tardigrada, Eutardigrada, Parachela, Macrobiotidae. Gene Ontology annotation, molecular function: DNA binding; histone demethylase activity. Gene Ontology annotation, biological process: chromatin remodeling. The record is from RefSeq and is a predicted model, not a curated record. Gene Ontology annotation, cellular component: nucleus. The coding region runs from base 450 to 5120 and encodes 1556 amino acids. The transcript is spliced from 21 exons.